GAAAAGUGUCGCCUCAAUCUAGGAAAUCCUCAACCUUGCUUUGCAAGAAAUCCUAAAUCAAUACUUUGCAAAAUUGUAGAAAAGCCUAUAAACACAGCAAAACGGUUUGCAAUGCUUCCUGCACUAUUGCUCUGUUUAAUUGCAAUCCAAGGAGCGAUAGCGGCCACAUGCAAACUUCCCGCUGCACUGAUAGAGGCAGCCACGACGGCUCACAAUGACCUCAGAGCACAAGUCGCUAAACGCGCUUUGGAUAAGGAGAUAUAUGGAGAACUGCCAGGAACAAAGAGCCUUUUCAAACUGGAGUAUGAUUGUACUAAUGAAGGAUUUGCACAGUCAACCAUUGGAAAAGAUUGCAAACAUUCAUCGAUCUACAUGAGCGUGAUAGGAAGAGGAGAAAACUUUAUAACAUACAGAGCAGAAAGUAAGCCUGGUAACAAAAAGCUUGCUGAGAUGCUCAAGUGGGCCGUCGAAGAUUGGAGUGACACUGUUGAAAGUCCUUUGAGCUCGGAUGUCAUGUACACAGACACGUCUAUAGAACCUUUUGCUAAUAUGAUCUAUAACAAGACGAUGAAGUUCGGGUGCUCC
Messenger RNA from Cylicocyclus nassatus, 585 nucleotides. The record is from the annotation of a GenBank genome assembly. NCBI's taxonomy places the organism in Eukaryota, Metazoa, Nematoda, Chromadorea, Rhabditida, Strongylidae.